This is a messenger RNA of Acanthochromis polyacanthus (spiny chromis), 6786 nucleotides long. It is a transcript of the gene enah, whose product is annotated as ENAH actin regulator. NCBI's taxonomy places the organism in Eukaryota, Metazoa, Chordata, Actinopteri, Pomacentridae. The record is from RefSeq and is a predicted model, not a curated record. Gene Ontology annotation, molecular function: profilin binding; SH3 domain binding. Gene Ontology annotation, biological process: actin polymerization-dependent cell motility; actin polymerization or depolymerization; axon guidance. The transcript has 15 exons. The coding region runs from base 694 to 3129 and encodes 811 amino acids.
UGUAUCGUGAGUUGGAAAUAGAGGCAGCGCGUGGAGAGUCACGCAGAUAAAAGCCGAGCAAGGAGCUGGGAGGGAGGAGGCAGAUGAAAGCAGGCAAGGAUCAAGUGAGAGACAAAAGGUGUGAGAUAGAUGUACCCGAGGCAGCAAAGGAGGGAGACAGGAGAGGGAGACGAAACACCUCCACCCCCUCCAGCCAGCGCUCUCCAGAGUUGAGCCGCUGGAUGCCACGGCGGUGAUUUCCCCUCCAGCAUCCUCCGACCACGGAGCCCCGGGAGCGCAGGAGCCUGUUGCCUAGAUACCCCUGCUGUCGCCACAGAAGAAGAAGAAGAAGAAGCCAAGACUGAACCGUGCUCGCUGGCCGGUGUCACUGCCGUGGGAAAAAACACAGCUGUCUGGAUGGAUCCUGAGUCGCUGGCAUCGCACGUAUGAACAAGGAGGGAAUCACCCUGACACGGGGGCUUUGAGGAGGAGGAAAGGGGGAGUAAGGGGGGAGGCUGGCACCCUGAGCUGGAUGAUGAAGAAAGCUGUUUGGUAGAGAGAGGAAGCAGAUACUUUGUGUGAAAGAAGGGGAAGCUACGGGGGGGAAGACGAGACGCCGAAGCAGGACAGGAGCUGGUGGGGGAGGAAGAGGGGCUCUGGCUACGAUACUUCAGCGGGCAGGGGGGAGGUAGAGUCGGGAGGCUGAGUGGAGCCAUGCAGAUCCAAUCUCCUGCUCCACAGUCCAAAGCCUUUAUCCUCGGUCAGAGAUGUGUUCUGGCCUCCAAAAUGGAAAUCCACCGUGAACAGAGUAUCUGCCAGGCGCGAGCCGCUGUCAUGGUGUACGACGAUGCCAACAAGAAGUGGGUCCCAGCCGGCGGCUCCACGGGCUUCAGCAGAGUCCACAUUUACCACCAUACGGGCAACAACGCUUUCCGAGUGGUAGGACGCAAGAUCCAGGAUCAUCAGGUGGUGAUAAACUGUGCCAUUCCCAAGGGGCUGAAGUACAACCAGGCCACGCAGACCUUCCACCAGUGGCGCGACGCCCGGCAGGUCUACGGCCUCAACUUCGGCAGCAAGGAGGACGCCAACGUAUUCGCCAGUGCCAUGAUGCACGCACUGGAGGUGCUCAACUCCCAGGACGCAGGCCCCACGUUGCCCAGACCGGGUCCCCAGGUUCAGAAUGGCCCGACACAGGAAGAGAUGGAUCUGCAGAGAAGGCAGCUCCAGGACCAGCAGAGACAGAAGGAGAUGGACCGGGAGCGUCAGGAGAGGGAGCGCCUGGAGCGAGAGAUGCUGGAGCGGCAGGAGCGCGAGCGGCAGGAACGGGAGCGUCAGGAGAGGGAGGCGCAGGCGGAGAGGGAGCGUCUGGAGCGGGAACGCCAGGAGCAGCAGGAGCGCGCCGAGCGUGAGUUGAUGGAGAGGGAGAAGGCGGAGAGAGAGCGGCUGGAGAGGGAGCAGCAGGAGCAGUUGGACAGAGAGCAGCAGGACUGGGAGAGAGGGAGACGCAUCUCCAACGCCGCCUUCGAGAGCACUCUGUACACCCCUACGCCUCAGGAGUACGGCCGGACGUCCUCCACGCCUGUAUCCUCGUCCACGCCCACCUACCCGGCCCCUGGGACGCCGUUGUCCUCCGCCACCACGCCCCCGACCCCACCGCUCAGGCACUCGGCCUCCCGGUUCGCCACCUCGCUCGGUUCCGCCUUCCACCCGGUCCUGCCCCACUACGCCACGGUCCCCCGGCGUCAGCAGGCCUUCCCCCAAGCACCACCCCCUGCCCCGGCACCCGCCCCUGCUCCUCCCCCUCCACCCAAGUCAGUGGUGUGGUCGGCGUGCAACUUCACCCCGUUGCCCCCCUCGCCACCCGUCAUGAUCAGCAGCCCCCCAGGGAAGGCCACCGGUCCGCGGCCGCUCAUCCCCAUCGCCGCGCCUUCGCCCCUUACCCAAAAACCCCCAUCGCCGUCCCCCAACGGCCCGCCCAUGUUCCCGGCGCCUUCCCCCGUGACCAUCCCACACAGCCACACCCCCCUCGGCAUCACCUGCCCGACGCCGCCUCCCCCACCCACCCCUCCCCCUCUGCCCUCCCCCAUAGCUCCCUUCCCUUCCUCCGUCUCGUCUCCCCCCUCCUCAUCCCAGGCUCCUGGUGUGCCCUCUCCCUCCACAGCACCCCCUGCUGCUGCAGCCGCUGCCUCCGCUGAGCAUCUCUCCCUCCCGGUGGGCCUGGGCCUAUCAGGGGAGCCGGACGCAGAGCUCCACCCGGCUCAGGGGGGCUCCUCCUGUCAGCCCCAGGACGUGGUGCAGAGCCCGGGGUUGACCACCCCCACUCCGCCCCCACCUCCACCCCUGCCACCCGGCUCCACUGUGACCUCGGCGGCCGCCACCCCCACCACCCCGGCCGGCCACCCGCCUCCACCCCCACCUCCUCCACUGCCUCCUACGCUGACCCCAGGCGGAACACCACCUCCUCCACCGGGUCCUCCUCCUCCACCCGGAGCCCCACCACCACCCCCGGCACCUCCCCUUCCCGCUGGACUGUUCUCUCCUGCGGAAGACCGGCCACUCUCAGGCCUGGCCGCCGCGCUCGCUGGAGCCAAGCUGCGCAAAGUGCCAAGGAGUGACGAUGCAGGGGCAGCUCUGGCAGCAGCCAUGUUGGGGGCUGCAGGGGCCGCAGGGGCCAAACCUGAGGCCAGAGGCAACGGACCUCUGCCUGGAGGAGGAGGGCUUAUGGAGGAGAUGAGCGCCUUGUUGGCGAGGAGGAGAAGAAUUGCAGAGAAGGGCUCGUCACCUGAACCUGACCAGAGAUCAGAGGAGGGUGAGAUAAACAUAACCCCUAAAGUUUCAGCUUGUAGCACACCAGACAUGCCCAGGAAGCCAUGGGAAAGAACAAACACCAUGAACGGUAGCAAAUCUCCAGUUAUUGGAAGACGAGAGUCUCCGUGGAGAAAUCCCAUGGCAGCAGAUUCCUCCAACAGACCUAAAUCCACUCCUACACCUACUGCAUCCUUAAGUGCCAAUGGUGUGCCAACAGAAGCUGUUGACUAUGACAGAUUGAAACAGGACAUCCUCGAUGAGAUGAGAAAGGAGCUGUCAAAACUAAAAGAAGAGCUCAUUGAUGCAAUCAGGGAGGAGCUGGGCAAAUCCAGCACGGCAUAGAGGAUCCACGCUCCCUGUUAAAAACAUCUACAUCUAUGUGACCCGACAGACAACAACAGCCCAUUUAAGACAUGACAAUAUAACAGCGGAAUACCGAAACAGCAAAGCGGUGGAGACGGUGAUGAUGACGACAACAAUCGUAUUAAUACACAGAGAGGACAUUACUUGGUGCGGAGCAGUGUCAGACAGGAUGGUGGUGGGAGGCUUGUUAACUCUUGAUAGCUGUGACUCACAGAAUCCAUUUUGCGAAGCCUCGUGUUCCUGCUGCCCCUUCUCACCCCCGAACCUCCCCCCUCCUGCUGAGGGCAUCGCAUCCUGGAAGACAGUGCACGGUCUGACAGGGAAGCUUUGUCUUUAUGCAACGAUGAUUUUCUCUCUCUUUGUCCUACAAUAACGAGAAAAAAAAAACACAACAAAAACUACAAUACUGAACUCUUCAACGAUACUGUAUUAACCAAGAAUCAGAACUCUUGUGAUUUACUAUCAAAAGGCACGUUUUAUUAAGAGAGUUUGGAGACAGGAACAAGUUUGGGAUGGAAGAUAAAGUUUUUUUUCCCAUAAUGCCAUAGGGGUAGCGUGCGUGUGUGUGUGGGUGUGUGAGUGUGUAUGAGGGACUGAUAGUCUCUGGUGAAGUCCACCACUGCAGGACACUGUAAAGCUCGUCUUCCUCAAAUACUAUUUUAACCUAAAUAUGUACAAAAGAGAGAAAAAGUUAUUUAGAAAAAAAAGACAAGUAUCUAUCAACCAUGUCUGUUUCAGUGUAGAUCGACGGCCAUAUCAAGUAGCUCAAUAAUCCAAUCUUUAAACAGGACGUUCUCUCGUCUGUCUCUUCAUCUGUGGAUCCAUAAUCACCAGUGGACGCUCUGUGGAGGCGUCGUCCUGUCAUAUCUGUGUUCGUACCGUCGAGCAGCAGGUGGACGAGACACUGAGGGUAGCGGCCUGUCACCGUAGCUCUCCACCAAACUUUAUCUGUCAACAAAACGUGCUGAUGAUCACUAAUACCCAUCAUGCUAGUUGACCAUGACCAGAUGUGUAGAUAGAAUUUCCCUUCCUUUUUGAUUUGAAGACUCUCUCUCUGUCUCUGUCAUAUUUUAGGUGCAUGUUGGGUUUGUUUUCUCUAUACGGCGAGGGUCACAAGUCUGCCACGAAAUUGCAUUAACUGUCACAAGUUUUAUUACAAGCAAUAAGUGUAGCAUCUACUUCUAAGGCCCGCCUGCCCCAGUCCCACCAAACAUUUUCAGCGUCUCUCUGUCCUUUUUUUGGCCCUCCUGAGCCUCUGUAGGACAACGUUACUGUGUGUCGCCACGCCACCUCUUGUCAAAUACCUGACAGAUUUUAUGUGAAACUGAAGGCUGAUGUGAAAGAAUAACAGAACAACACAUGAUUUCAUGGAAUUACACAAUUUCUGAAUCACAAUAAUCUCCUUUUUAGCUUUUUUUCUAUAAAAUUCAAGGAUACUGUAUCUUUAGCCGCAUUGGAGAUGAACUGAUUUUUUUUUUUUACGCAUUUCUGAAGUUCAGAAGGUGCACCGGAAAACCCAAAUGUGUAAGAGAUGGUGUCCACAUGAGGACAUGAAUGUGCCAUUUACUCUUUCACCAGUGCUUACAGAUGAUGUGUUGGUUUCAUCUUUACUUUUUUCUUUGCCUUGUUCUCCUGCCGCCAUCAAACCCAGUGACAAACUGUAUUUUCCCUGUGCUUUUACAUAUAGAUAAGGGAAAUGUCACUUUUUAUUCAAGAAAAAGAACAUUCUUUUCAAUGUGUCUUUCAAUUCACUGCUGAGUUUGUUUCACUAAAAGCUCAAAGUACAAUCAACCUGAGAGGGAUGUGUCAGGAACUGAGGGACUGAUUACAGGAGAAUGGAUAAAAGUCCUUGUUGCAAUUCUGUACUCUUGUUGUCUGAAUGAGAUCCUGAGGAGGGAAGUUAUACAAAAACAAUCAAACCUCAUGACUGUCCAACAGCCACCCGCAGUGGGGUUUGCACAGUGAUGGAUAAGUUCUGCAUAUUGAUGAAUCUCAGUUGUUUUGAGCAUCAAACUGAGACAUUGAAAGGCAAUACAUUGUGUAUGCUACCUUUCCAGGUCACCCUUAUUAUUCCGUUUCUCCCCGAUCAAUUGAAAUGCUUUCAAACUAAACACUCCCAACAAAUUUACAAUGCCAAUUUGUACUCUUGGUGGCUGAGAUGUCCCUGAUAAUCUCACUGUGACACCCAGCAAACAUCAAAAAACUGUCAAAAUGCUCCACAUGAACUCAUUUUUCAUGUGUAAAACCUUAGAGGACUUUGAAUAAGAGGUUAUCAUAUGUUUUGUUAAUCCGUGAUGGCUGUUGACACUCCUUUUGGAUCUCAUUCUAUACAACUACGUUCAAGGGCUUUGAAUUUAUAGCUUUGCCACAGAUGAUGUGAAAUCACACACUGAGAAAACACAUUUUUCCCUCCAAUUUCUGUCAUUAGCUUGAGAUUGGCUCAAUAAUACUGUGAUCUCAGCAAAUGAGGUUUCACAUUAGACGUACAGAUGCAGGUUCAGGUUCAAACUCUUCUGUUCGUAAACCUGUUUCAUCAUCUCAUCCACCUCUUUUCAAAUAGAAACACCUAGCCAAGAGGCUCCCCGUACUGAGUGUUUACACAGCAUCGAUUGCACUUUAUGACAACAAACCCACAGAGCAAUCCGACAUCCUCUGACAGCAGUCACUUAGGGCCUCUGUCGCGCUCUCACCAAAGGAUUCAGUCUCCUGCGUAAACAUCAUCACUCUCAACAAAGUCGCCUUUCUUAUUUUUGUAUCAUUUUUGUCAAGAGAUCUAAAAGCUGAAAGAUGUCGUGAUGGCAGGUGAACCGUUGUGAUCCAGAAAAGCUUAUUUCUUUGUGAUGCUAUGUGGUUUGUGCCUUGUUCCGAAGUUGCAUUUAAUAUGUCAAAGAUUUAAAGUUGACUAGUAAUAAUAUCUAGGGACUGUCGUUAUGAUCACAAGCAGUUGUUAAUUUGUCUUUUUUUUUUGUUUUCCUCAUGGUCGUGUUGAUUCGAAGGGAGAGAUUAUUGACUUUGGUACUGUUUCCCACCGAGAAAACAUCUUGGCACCAAGAUCUUCUUUGUUUUUUUGUUUUUUACAUAAAUGUGAUUUAUUUCCAUAGAGUUGCUUCUCUUACAGCUCAGAAGUACAAUCAAACUACGACACAUGAGGCCUAUAGAGGGUUCAAAGAUGAUCUUCAGUCUGAGAUGAUUUUUCGAAACCUGAAGCCCUGUUUGGAAGGCCAGAUGACUCUGGCUGCAGUGUUCUGUGUUCCCUCAUGCCAUUUAAACGUCACAGAGACUGUUUGUGUUCAGCAGCUUAGCUUUCUUUACACACUUGGAAAUCUCUGAGAAAAAAAAAUCAACUGUUGUGUCCUCUGCAGUGAGGUCUGCUCCUUGUUAAUGACAGACACAUUUAUCUCUGUCUGUGAGCCCGUUUUUGUUUUUUUUGUUUUUGUGCUGAGGGAGCUGAAGUUGCGAAUUGGCAGGAAUAAUUGCAGAGAUGACUUUGGCUGAAGGAGGUUUUGUGGAUGGGUUUGCAGGCUUAUUCUUUUAUCAUCUGCAUUGUACCAUACUGUUCUCAUGUUAAUUAGUCUUUUCUUACAUGCUAACAUAUUGUUUUGUUUGAGCAAAUUAAAUAAAAAUUGCAAUACAUGA